Rhododendron vialii is the source of this 1324-nucleotide messenger RNA. RefSeq names its product guanylate kinase 2, chloroplastic/mitochondrial. Gene Ontology annotation, cellular component: cytosol. The record is from RefSeq and is a predicted model, not a curated record. Gene Ontology annotation, molecular function: GMP kinase activity. The transcript is spliced from 3 exons. Bases 105 to 995 code for a protein of 296 amino acids. NCBI's taxonomy places the organism in Eukaryota, Viridiplantae, Streptophyta, Magnoliopsida, Ericales, Ericaceae. Gene Ontology annotation, biological process: purine nucleotide metabolic process.
CACCAUAGCAGAAACAUCACAACAACCAGCUCCUUCCUCUGCCCAGUAUACGAUAAACCCUACCCCUACAAUUAACCAGUAUCUCUACCAAAAAUCCAUAUUCGAUGCUCUUUCGAAGGCUCUGCACCUCUCUCACUCGAAUCAACCCAAACCCAUCUCUUUUCCAUCCAAAACCCACAAACCCAUUUCCUGUUUUCCACUCAAACCCCAAAUAUCUCACCCCAAACACCUUCAAAACCCUAUUUCAGGCCUCAAAUUCAUCAAAUUGCAAAAUGGGUGAUGCCCGCCGGCCGCCGGCGGUGCCAAUUCCUGACCCGGGGACUGCCGACCGGGCCGAAUUGUAUAGAGCACUUGAAGCCUCAGUUGGGUCUGCAUUCAGUUCAGACUCAUUAGCACCAAACCCAAACCCUUUGAUUAUAGUGAUCAGCGGGCCAAGUGGGGUGGGGAAAGAUGCAGUGAUCAAGAGGUUGAGGGAAGUUAGAGAGGGGAUUCACUUUGUGGUGACGGCGACGAGCCGGGCGAAGAGGGAAGGGGAAGUGGAGGGGAAAGACUAUUUUUUUGUUAGCAAGGAGGAGUUUUUGGCCAUGGUUCAUAGAGAUGAGCUCUUGGAGUAUGCGUUGGUGUAUGGGGAUUAUAAAGGUAUUCCAAAGCAGCAGAUUCGGGAAUUUAUGGCAAAAGGGUACGACAUUGUGUUGAGAGUGGACAUACAAGGGGCUGCAACACUGAGGAGGAUUCUUAGGAAUUCGGCUGUGUUUAUUUUCUUGGUGGCAGAGAGUGAAUCUGCAUUGGUGAAGAGGUUGAUCGAUAGGAAGACAGAGACGAAGGAGACUUUGCUUGUUAGGAUUGCCACAGCUCGUGAGGAGGUGAGGCAUAUGAACAAUUUUGAUUAUGUGGUUGUGAAUGCGGAGGGGAAGCUAGAGAGCUCAGUGAAACUUGUGGAGUCUAUUAUUGACGCGGAGAAAGCUAAAGUGAGGCAAAGGACUGUGGCGAUAUAGGGAUUAGUCAGGGUGUUUCUGUUUGCAAGGCAUGGAGCUACAUUUUGCUGAACUCUGGCCCACUAAAGUGUGUUUUGAUGGUCACAUGCUACUCAGCAAAGCAUAGCUCACUGCUUGUCAUCUACAUAUGGAUCCUUUUUUGCCCUCAAAUUCGACUCUUAAGUGCGUACCAAACUCCAGACACCUUUGAGUUUAUGUUCCCAGCUUUGGUUCGACAUGUGGAGUAUAUUCUCAAAUUCGUUUUCAGAUGAUUAACUUACAUUGCAUUUCGCUCUUUAAGUUGUUAAAAUGAUUUUUUUUUUUGAGUUCGCGUUACACUUUCUUGUUGA